Auxenochlorella protothecoides is the source of this 807-nucleotide messenger RNA. RefSeq lists its product as hypothetical. Bases 1 to 807 code for a protein of 268 amino acids. Lineage: Eukaryota; Viridiplantae; Chlorophyta; Trebouxiophyceae; Chlorellales; Chlorellaceae. The record is from RefSeq and is a predicted model, not a curated record. The transcript has 2 exons.
AUGAGGGUACCGGCAACCCAGCAGUUUGACGCCCCAUCGGGGACCUGGAGUGCCACUGCUGAGACGCCCAGCCCCGUCUCCUGGAUCGUCCUGGUCGAGGACGGGGCGCAGGUCGUGCGACAGGCUGUGACUGGCAGGACUCCUGGGCGGGGUUCUGGGGUGCUGCUCAUCGUGAGCGGUGACAAGGUGCUGUCCAGGGCUGACAGGGCCGGGCAGCGGGCUCCCUUCGGCCUCAUGUCUGACUCCAGCUCGAGGUCGAGCCGCCGCCGCCUGCUGGCCACCAGCGACUGCACCCUGGACAUCUCGGGCACCGCCCACUCCUUCACGGCCUGCCAGAGCGUGGCCACCGGCUUCACCGUCUACACGGCGCUGGAGGCUGGCGUCGGCGGCGUCGCCGUCCUGCGCAUCGGCCUGGAGGCGGCCGCCUCCGGCGGCUGGGCUGGGUUCGGGGUGUCUGCCACCGGCGACAUGGUGGGGGGGCAGGUGGGCGUGGCGGCCACCGACCCCGGCGUCCCCUCGGGCGCCACCGUGUCGGGGUUCGUGCUGCCCUCCACCUCCGCCCGCCGCGUGAACGCCGCCAAUGGGACGCUGGCCCUGACCGAGGCCAGCGCCGCGGCGCGGCCCGACGGCACCCUCCUGGCGACCUGGGCGGUCCCCCUGGAGGGCACGGUCGCGUCGGCGCAGGCCGGCCCCACACGAUUCAUCUACGCCAUUGGGCCCCUGUCUGAGCAGGGGGUGCUGGCCUCCCACGCCCGGGGGGGAACCUACCCGUACGGCGACGUCAGCAUCAACCUGGUGGCGGCAUAG